AGACGACGACGAAGAAGAAGAAGAAGACGAAGAAGAAGACGAAGAAGAAGAAAAAAAGGGGGGGCGUUUCCUUCUGAAAACUUCCAAUUUGAUUUUUGUUAUUGUAUCAACAUGGCGACGCGCAGUAUCUUGCCACCACCUACCAGAUUGCUAUUUGUUUUAAAGAUGGACCCUCCUCUCCAGAGAGGCUGAGGACUAGUUGGAACACACCCUGGGGGACCACCACCCCGGUUUGCCAAUGUAGAGGCACUGUCGCCGAUGUUGCCCAGGCGCGUGAACCGGGACGGCCCCUCGACACCCGGAGCCUUUAGGAAUCGUGGGUGCAUCUCAUCCACCGAGCAGCUUUUGAACCAUCUCGGUGACUCCAGCCCCAGAGAUAGGAGAGCCCUUCUCAGUCCCCAGACUCGGUCGGCUUCCUCAUAGGAAGGCGUGUCGUCGAACUCGAGAAGCUCUUCAAAGUAUUCGCACGCCCCCUUCCAGUCUGGAUACUGUGCUCUUCACAGCAAGGCUCAGUAUUCCACCGCUCCAAGUCCCGAUGAAAAGACAUUCGACAAGAUCCUAAUCGCGAACAGAGGGGAGAUUGCUUGCAGAGUAAGACUGAAUGAGACCCUCCCAGCAAUGGAGUCCAACUGAAUCUGCGGUCGACUAGCUGUUGUUCAAUAGGACACUUACAACUCCGUGUGGAUGAAGAGAAAAAAAAAAAAAAAAGCUUCUUCAGUCGAUGUUUUGGGAAGCAUCAUAAUUGAAUUUGAAUAGCAAAUGACAUUUGUCUAUAGCAACCGCUCUUCAUGCAUACAUUUGAAAUCCAUUACCUUCAUGUCCGUGUGCUCCCAUCAGGUCAUCAGGACGUGCAAGAAGAUGGGUAUUCGGACUGUUGCUGUUCACAGUGACGUAGACUCCAAUGCUGUUCAUGUCAAGAUGGCUGAUGAGGCGGUGUGUGUUGGCCCCGCCCCCACGAAUCAGAGCUACCUCAACAUGGAUGCCAUUCUGCAUGCUGUCAGACACACUAAAUCCCAAGCUGAUCUUCUUUUUUUGUUUGUUUGUUUGUCAAGGUUCACCCGGGAUAUGGCUUUCUUUCAGAAAACAAAGAAUUUGCAAAGAGACUAGCAAAGGAGAGUGUGGCAUUUAUUGGCCCUGACACUCAUGCUAUCCAAGCAAUGGGGGAUAAAAUUGAGAGCAAACUGAUUGCUAAGGCUGCAAAAGUCAACACCAUCCCAGGAUUUGAUGGAGUGGUCAAGAAUCCAGAGGAAGCUGUCAAAAUGGCACAAAAUAUUGGCUACCCAGUAAUGAUAAAAGCAUCUGCAGGCGGAGGAGGGAAGGGAAUGAGAGUUGCGUGGAAUGAUGAGGAAACAAGGGAAGGCUUCCGGUUCUCAUCCCAGGAAGCAUCAUCAAGCUUUGGAGACGAUAGACUUCUUAUUGAAAAAUACAUAGAUAACCCGAGACACAUAGAGAUUCAGGUGCUGGCUGAUAAACAUGGUAAUGCUCUGUGGUUAAAUGAAAGGGAGUGUUCUAUCCAGAGGAGGAACCAGAAGGUGGUGGAAGAAGCACCAAGUACUUUCCUGGACUCAGUGACAAGACGAGCAAUGGGUGAGCAAGCAGUGCAGCUCGCCAAGGCUGUGCAGUACUCUUCUGCUGGUACCGUGGAGUUCCUGGUAGAUUCUGCAAAGAAUUUCUACUUCCUGGAGAUGAACACACGGCUACAAGUUGAACAUCCCAUAACAGAAUGUAUUACUGGGCUUGACCUGGUUGAGCAGAUGAUCCGAGUUGCCAAGGGUUACCAACUGCAGCACAAACAGGAAGAUAUCCCAAUAAAUGGCUGGGCCUUUGAGAGCCGUGUCUAUGCUGAGGACCCUUACAAGUCAUUUGGUCUUCCCUCCAUUGGGAGAUUGUCCCAAUACCAAGAGCCACCCAGUCUCAAUAAUGUCCGGGUUGAUAGUGGCAUCCAGGAGGGAAGUGACAUUAGCAUCUAUUAUGAUCCCAUGAUUUCUAAGUUAAUAACCUAUGGUGCUACAAGAGCAGAAGCCCUUGCCAAGAUGGAGGAUGCUCUGGAUAGCUACGUUAUCAGAGGUGUAACCCACAACAUUCCUCUCUUGAGAGAAAUAAUCACCCAUCCUCGCUUUAUUUCUGGUGACAUUAGCACCAACUUCCUUCCAGAGAUUUACCCUGAUGGCUUUAAAGGGCACCAGCUACAGGUGGAAGAACAGCGGGAACUGCUAGCCUCUGCAGCAGCUCUGUACAUCACAGCCCAGCUCUGUUCCCAGAAUGUCCUAGGUAAUUCCAGAGUGUCCUCAAUACCUAUGGAGUGUAAUUGCUGGGAGCUAUGUGCACAGCUGGGAGAACGAUGGCAUGAAGUGAAAGUUAAUACAUUUGGAGACAUAUAUAUGGUGGCAGUGGAUGGAGAACAGGUGGAAGUGGAUGGACAGUGGAACUUGGCUUCCCCACUGCUCCCGCUCACUAUCAAUAGUAAGCACAGAAUGUUACAGUGUCUGUCCCGAGAUGCUUCUGGCCUCCUAGUUCUGCAGUACCUGGGCACAUCGUAUAAGGUUCGAAUUCUGUCCAAGUUGGCUGCAGAGUUGAACUCUUACAUGCCAGAGAAAGUUCCUGAAGACACCAGCAGUAUCCUGCGGUCACCAAUGCCUGGCACAGUGGUGGCAGUUACUGUUAGGCCUGGUGAUAAGGUUGCAGAAGGCCAAGAGAUCUGUGUGAUUGAAGCUAUGAAAAUGCAGAACAGUAUCACUGCUGUCAAACAAGCAAAGGUAAAGCGUGUCCAUUGCAAGCCAGGUGAGACAGUUGGUGAAGGAGAUUUGCUUGUGGAGCUUGAAUAAAUCAGGCCAUAGCAUUGUAUUAUUGCUCUCCAUAAUGGAUGAUCAAUACUGGAAAAAUAACGACUUACAGUAUGAUCAGUGUCCCCAGCAGAGAUUGAUGUCCUCAACAGUGCCUGAGCGUUGAGCUUUAUCAACAAUAUAACUGGAGUAAGAAAUCCUGUCAAUCAUCGAUUUCCUGUUUGGUUUCUAAGCUAUGACAUGAUUUUUCUGUUUUUGUUAUAACACCAUACUAAAAUGUUCUCACCAGUUUUGUAA
Messenger RNA from Phyllopteryx taeniolatus (common seadragon), 3080 nucleotides. It is a transcript of the gene pcca, whose product is annotated as propionyl-CoA carboxylase subunit alpha. Lineage: Eukaryota; Metazoa; Chordata; Actinopteri; Syngnathiformes; Syngnathidae. Bases 1158 to 2825 code for a protein of 555 amino acids. The record is from RefSeq and is a predicted model, not a curated record. The transcript is spliced from 23 exons. Gene Ontology annotation, cellular component: mitochondrion. Gene Ontology annotation, molecular function: ATP binding; propionyl-CoA carboxylase activity; metal ion binding.